Messenger RNA from Colletotrichum spaethianum, 1458 nucleotides. RefSeq names its product putative transporter. Bases 1 to 1458 code for a protein of 485 amino acids. The transcript has 4 exons. Lineage: Eukaryota; Fungi; Ascomycota; Sordariomycetes; Glomerellales; Glomerellaceae. Gene Ontology annotation, cellular component: membrane. The record is from RefSeq and is a predicted model, not a curated record. Gene Ontology annotation, molecular function: transmembrane transporter activity. Gene Ontology annotation, biological process: transmembrane transport.
AUGAGUUUCGAGAAUGGUCGGAAGCAGUCCCUUGAGAUGAAGGAAGACAAGAACGCGCCCGUUGUCAGCGAGGCGGAUGCUGAGCUCGCUGAGGCGCUGAGGAACUACGUCCCCGGCACGCGAGAGGAGAAGCAGCUCGUGAGGAAGAUUGAUCUCUUUCUGAUGCCCAUGCUUUGGAUCAUGUACAUCUUGAACUACGUGGACCGCACCAACAUUGGAAACGCCAAGAUCGCGGGUAUGCAGAAAGAUCUCGCGCUCACCGACGAUGGAUACGCAUGGGUGCUUUCGAUCUUCUUCUUUGGGUACCUCAUCUGCGAGGUGCCGUCGAACAUGAUCCUCAGCCGCAGCCGGCCGUCCAUCUUCCUCCCGGGCAUCAUGCUCGUCUGGGGCGCGCUGAGCGCCCUCAUGUCCAUCUCCAAGAGUUACGGUGCGCUGCUGGCGUUCCGGUUCGUCCUUGGGUGCAUUGAGGCUGGCUUCUUUCCCGGCGUUUUGUAUCUUCUGAGCUGUUGGUAUACUAGGACUGAGCUGGGCAAGCGUUUCGCCAUCUUUUACACCGCCGCCGUCCUUUCAGGUGCCUUUGGUGGCCUGCUCGCCGGUGCUAUCACCGCCAACCUGCACGACGCGCACGGCAUUGCGGGCUGGCGCUGGCUCUUCAUUGUGGAAGGCGUGGCGACCGUAGGCACCGCCCUCAUCGCCUUCUUCGUCCUGCUAGACUACCCCAGCACCGCGAAGCAGCUGACCCCGGCCCAGCGGCAGCUCGCGAGCAUCCGCAUCAUCGCGGACGGCAUCGCCUCGGGCGGCCAGAACAAGAAGCGCCUGUCGCACUGGAACGCCUUCGUCGCCGCCGUCUCGGACCCGCGGACGUACGCCUUCAUCCUGCUCUUCAUGCUCGACGUCGGCGCGGGCACAAUCUCCUACUUCAUCCCAACAAUCACCCUCACCCUGGGCUACGACACCGUCACCGCGCAGUACAUGACCGUCCCCAUCUACGCCGUCGCCUCGGUGUGUCUCAACAUCGUCGCCUGGAGCUCCGACCGCCACGUCGAGCGGCGCUGGCACGUUGCGGCGCCGCUGGCGCUGGGCUUCGCGUGCAGUGUCGUGUGCGCCGCCGUGCAGACGCCCAUCGUGCGCUACGUCAUGAUCUGCUUCGUCGCCGCGGGCAUCUGGUCCGCUCUGCCGUUGGUCCUGUCGUGGACGAGCGGCGUCAUCAGCCUGCCUCCCGAGAAGCGCGCCAUCGUGUUGGCCAUGGUCAACGCCUUUGGCAACUUCUCGAGCGUGUACGGCAGCCGCAUCUGGCCCAGCAAGGACUCGCCGGCAUACCACGUGGGGUUCGGAGUCACUGCUGCGUUUCUGGGCGCUGGCAUGAUCAUCGCCGUGUUGAUGCCCAUUUUCGUCAAGUGGGUGGAUUGGCAGGGGACAAAGGCCGAGAGGGAGAUUAUCGAGGACGACCAGGAGUAG